GACGUCAAUUUCUUUCAUCCUUUCACCCGCGUUCGCUCGAUUCAGCAACAACAAAUAGCGAACAAUACGCGUUUCGCUUGAACGCAGAACUCCUACCUGUCCAAAUCGCCAGGGGUUUAAUCCUGCGCUCUUAGUCAACCGGUGUGAUAGCAAGGGUCACCGAAGCCGAUGCUCGCAGAGUAGUUUACUCGGGCGUUAGGCCCGUGUUGCGGGCUACUGGGGGCAAGCCCGCACCAAAACGAUGGCGCUGCAGGGGAUGCGCAGCAACAUGACGCGAGGAGCCAUCGCGCUUGGGCUGCUCAUGAUAGCUCUGGGCGCAGCAAAAGGGGAAACGCGGCCAAACAUUAUUGUCAUCGUCACAGAUGACCAAGACUACAUGUUGAAUAGCACAAACAGGGAGUUCAUGCCGCAGCUGAACCGGCACCUGGCGGACUCGGGUCUGCAGCUGCGCAACUUCCUCAUCUCCACCGCCGCCUGCUGCCCCAGCCGCUCCAUCCUCAUGACGGGCCGCUACACACACAACAACAACGUCACCUCAAACAUCGAGCCACACGGAAGCUUCUGGAAGUUCAUGUCUCAGGACUUGGAUGCUGACUACCUGCCGGUGUGGCUGCAGCGGGCGGGGUACCGCACCAUGCACGUGGGCAAGUUCCUCAACGCCAUGGACCCCACCGACUCCAGAUUCAGGUGCCCCCGCGGCUGGAGCACGUGGGACGCGCUGGUGGAGCCGUACGUGUACAUGUACUACACACCCGCAUUCAGCCUCAACUGCGGGCCCACGCAGGUCCUGGAGAACCAGUACAGCACGGACGUCAUCUCGGACAAGGUGGACGCCCACAUCCGCCAGGCUGUAGCAGCCUCGGCCGCCGCCGCCUCACCCGCUGCUGACGGCAGUAGCGGCAGUAGCACCGGCGGCAGUAGCAGCGGCAGCGGCCAGCCCUUCUACCUGCAGAUCACGCCCAUCGCGCCGCACACGCAGUGCGACUAUAUUAACGCACGCGGCACGUGUGUGUUUCCCAUCCCUGCCGAACGCCACCGCACGCUCUUCAGCCACGCGGUGCUGCCCAUGAACCCCAACUUCAAUGUGGCGCCGCCGGCGGAGCUGGGGCUUGUGAAUGAGAUGACCAGUGACACGGGCGUGCAGAAGCAUUUCCUGGCGCGCAUUAGAGCGCUGGCGGCCGUGGACGAGAUGAUUGGGCGCAUGGUCAACACACUCACGGAGCUUGGCGUGCUCGACAACACCUACAUCUUGUACACCUCGGACAACGGCUUCCAGCUUGGCAACCACGCGCAGAAGCAGGGGAAGCAGUUCCACUGGGAGGAAAUCACACGCGUGCCCUUCUACAUGCGAGGCCCCGGCAUCCCGCCCGGCCUGGUCACGGACUGGCAAGGCAACAUGGUUGACAUCCCCGCAACCGUCAUGGCACUCACCGGCGCCGGCGUGCCAAGCCUGGCAGACGGCUCCCCCAUCCCCCUGCCCGACAUCCUGCCCAACGGCUUCCCACGCCCGUACAACACGGCUCCGCCGGCGGCUGCGCCGCCGCCCUCGCCGCCUGCGGCGACGGCGGCUGGCGCCGCCGGCCGCCGGCUUCUGCGGACAGCUGGCGGCGGCGCUGGGCUGGGCGCGGGGACUUUGACGUAUGUGGAGAGCGGGUUUGAGGGACCGGACCUGCUGGUUGGCGAGGUGGUGGAGGUGGCCGGGGAGGCGGCAGAGGCGGCGCUGGGUGGCGGAGGCGGCGGCGGCAGCGGUGGUCUGCGGCGGCUGGCGCAGGCGGCGCCCACUGGCUUCAACCGCGGCAUGCGCGACUCCAUGCCCAUCGAGAUGUGGGGUCACGCCUGGGACCGGCGCAUCACCCUGAAGGACUACCGAGCCAUCCGCAUCUGCACCUCCCACCUGGCCUUCGGCGCCGGGCAGGACUACAUCAGGGCGCUACCCAACGCAACACUGGGUUGGGGGGACACUUUCUUCGGCACCGCCGCCCGCGCCUAUGCCGGCCCAGGCCUCAACGGCGGCAUCAGCUCCUACGCCUUCGUGCCGCCGCCAGACGACGGCACGCCCUCAGAUGAGAUCCUGCCCGCCCGCCGCCGCAGCGCACAGCAGCAGGACGGGACGCAGGGGCCUUGGGAGGAGGUGGAUGGGAAGGUGGAGCAGUCGGAGGAAGAGGAGGCGGCUCGACUGGCUCGCGAGCACGAGAUUGAGUUACACGUCAAGGGGAUUAUCGAGUCCGUGCGUCAGCGCCUUCGCGCCGAUGCCAGUAGUGGCAGUGGCACCAGUGGCAGUAGCACCGGUAUUGCCGGCGCGGCGGCGCUGGCGCCGCAGGCGCACCGGCUGCACUUGGCGUUCAGCUACAGCCAGCCGGUAGACGCGCAGGCGUGGCAGGAGCACCUGGAGGCCACGUGUGUGUACGUGUCAGCCGCCACCGGCGCCGCCGCCUGCACGCCGCAGCACGGCGGCAGUAGCAGCAGUAGCAGUGGCGGCGGGCAGCAGGCGGCAGUCGGCGGCGGCGGCGGCGGCAGUAGCAGCUACCUGGCGUCGGACGGGCUGAGCUCGGUGCUGGAGCUGGACCUGCUACAGCCGGCGGUGGGGCUGCCGGCGGCCGACUUUGCGUCGGCAGUAGCUGACGUGGCGGCUAGGCCGCUCGAGUUCCUGCCCCUGCCGUACCGGACGCACAACCGCGUUGUGUCCAUUAGCAGCAGCAGUAGCAGUAGCAGUAGCAGUAGCAGUGGUAGUAGCAGCGUGGAGUCUGGGGCUGUUUCGGCUGCUGCGGCAACCAUGGGUCAGCACCGGCGGGUGCUGUUGGAGGCGGACGCGCCGUCGCCUCCGUCACCUGCUGCUGCAAGUGCGCCAAUCGGCGACGCGGCACGGCCUCCACCGCAGCCCACACCGUCACCCUCACCAUCACCCUCACCAUCACCUUCGCCAGCACAAUCUCCCUCGCCGUCACCUUCGCCAGCGCAAUCUCCCUCGCCAUUUCCUUCGCCAGCACAAUCUCCCUCGCCGUUGCCGUCGCCGUCGCCAGUGCCAGUGCCAGCGCCAGCGCCAGUGCCCUCCCCGGCAGUGGUCUUGCAGCCGCCAGAGCCGCCCCCCACCCCUGUGUCAGAGCCGCCCCCCACCCCUGUGUCAGAGCCGCCCCCCACCCCUGUGUCAGAGCCGCCCCCCACCCCUGUGUCAGAGCCGUCGCCGCUGCCGCCGCCGCCGCCGCAGUCGGUCGAUCUGCAGCCGCCACUGCCCGUGUAUGCGCCGCCCGUGGCUUCGCCGCGGCCGCCCUCUCCGCGACCACCUCCCAGGCCGUCGCCACCCCCCCGGCCGCCUCCGAGGCCGUCGCCACCGCCGCAGCCGCCUCGUCCUCCGUCGCCUGCGCCGCCGCAGCCGCCUGCGCCGCCGCCCUCUCCGCCGUUGGUCCGGCAGCUGCUGCUGACCCUCACCUACAAGUCGCCAAUGAGCCCCACCAGGUAUCCCACGCAGCAGGACUCGACGUGCCUGUUCCUCAAGACCGCCCUGUUCGCCGCCUCCUGCACGCCCGCGUCCUCCGCCGGCCCCGGCGGCGCCUGGCUGGCCGAUGACGGCUUGGCGGCGCUGUUCAGUGUAGUGCUGGUGCAGGGCACCGGCACCACCGGACCCGAGUUCGAGAGCCUGGUGCUUGAGCUUCAGACCCGCACGGAGACCUUCCUGGGACCCUCCUACCGCCAACUGUACGACAUUGACACACUGGUGAUUAGCUGGCCUUCGCCGCCGCCGCCACCGCCGCCGCCGCCGCCCACCCCGCCCUCGCCGCCGCUGCCGGUGGCGCUGCGGACGGAGGUGCUGCCCGUGGGACUGCUGUUCUACCAGUCCGUGCUGGAGCAGGUGUACGUGGACCCGGCCGCCUACCUGCGCCUCAUCAGCCCCAUCGCCUGCGCCGCCGUGCGCAAGGUGGCGAGCCAGGCUGUGCCGGCCCCGGUGCAGGUGGUGGAGUGCGGCGGCGUGUCUAUGGAGCUGGGGGGAGACCCCAAGUUUGCGGUGUUUGGCGUUGUGGCCCCGGAUCUGCCUGACCUUCCCGCCCUGAGGGCCGUGCUGGAAGUGAUCCGCUCAGACCCCCUGCCGUACUUCGCCAACAGCCUGCCGGUGCUGGGCCUAGUGGCAGUGCUGCCAGCAGUCAUGCCGCCGCCCUCCCCGCCGCUGCCGCCCUCACCCCCGCCCUCGCCGCCUUCGCCCCGGCCGCCCUCGCCGCCUCCGUCUCCGCCCUCGCCCCCCUCCCCCGCGCCCCCGCUGCCGCCCUCCCCUCCACCCCUGCCGCCUUCCCCACAGCCCGGCACGCCUCCCUCCCCCGCUCCUCCCGGCCUGCCUCAGCCGCCUUCGCCAUCCCCGCCCCCCAGCCCCAGCCCCGAGCAGCCCUCGCCGCCGCCCCCCUCCCCCUCGCCCCCGCCGUACGCCGCCGUCGCCCGGCCGCCGCCGCGCCCGCCACGGCCGCCGUUCUGGUGGCGGCCCUCGCCGCCAUACCCCCACUCGCCGCCGCUGCCGCCACGCCCCGCCGGCGAGUUCGUAGACUCCCCCGCGCCGCCGCCGUACGCCUCCUCCCCCGCGCUACAGCCGCCCCCUGGCUACAGCCCCACGCAGCCGCCGCCGUACUUCUCGCCCUCCCCCAGCGUGCCGUACGGCAGCUACAGCCCGCCCAGCCCCAGCCCCGCCGCACCGUACGGCAGCUACAGCCCACCCAGCCCGGGCCCUGCCGUACCGUACGGCGGUUGGUCGCCCCCGCCGUGGCCCAGCCCUGAGCCAGCCUCCUACCCGCCGCCGUCGCCGCCGUACCCUCCCUCACCACAGCCGUCACCACCCUCGCCACCGCAACCGCCCUCGCCGCGGCCCUCGCCUCCUCACCCGCCGUCGCCACGCCCCUCACCUCCGCCGCGGCCGUCGCCGCCGCCUGCGCCCUCGCCGCCGCCGCCAGUGCCCAUGCCGCCUGCUCCUCCCGCCAUAAUCGAGGUCGUGCUGACAUUCACCUACAACUUGCCCAUGGACUCCACGCGCUGGUACACGCAGCAGGACUCGACCUGCCUGUUCCUGCAGAUCGCAGUGGCGGCUGGCUCCUGCGCUCCGCGGCCCGUGGCGCUGGCGGCAGACGGGCUGGCGAGCUCCUUCGGUGUGGCGCUGGUGCAGGGGCCCUUCAUUGAGCGACAGCUGUUCCAGCUGCUGGGUCAGCAGCUGGUGAACGAGCCAGGCAGCUUCCUGGGAUUCUCCUACCGGCAGCUGUACGAGAUCGACACGCUUGGGAUCAGCUGGCCCUCUCCGCCGCCGCCCUCGCCACCCGAGCCCUGGGCGCCCAAGCCCCCCUCGCCACCGCCCAGUCCCCCGAGCCCGCCGAAGCCCCCGGGCCCGCCGCCGAGUCCUCCGGUGCCGCCGCCUGUCCCGCCGUCGCCGCCCAGCCCGCCGCCGAGCCCCCCGCCUCCGCCGCCUCCGCGGCCGCCCCGGCUGCCGCCCAGCCCCUCACCGCCCACGCCGCCCUCCCCCCCUCCCCCUGGGCCCCCUCCACCAUCGCCCCCGCCGCCCGGACCUCCGCCUCCCUCCCCGCCUCCGCCUGCACCGCCGCCUCCCUCUCCCCCGCCACCCAAUCCUCCGCCUCCCUCGCCACCGCCUCCCUCACCGCCCUCUCCGCCGCCGCCCCGCCCGCCCGAACGCCGCGGCACGCUCGGCACUUGCUACAAAUACGUGGUCUGGUGCAUGAGCAACUUCCGUGAGCUGUACGAUCUCGUACUGGAUCCGUACGAGCUCAACAACCGUAUCUCAACCGCUCCAGUCGCGCUCAUUGACCGGCUGGAUGCGCUGAUGACCGCCGCCGGCUACUGCCGCGGAGGCGGCGGCUGUAGCAACCCCUACGCCGUACUCCAUCCGGACGGAUCCGUGACUUCGUUUGAGCAGGCGAUGGAUCCAAAGUACGACGAUCUGUACUCCAAGCUGCGCAAGUUCCAGUUCCAGCGCUGCUCGCUGUCGUACACGCCCAACAACGAGGUCAGCUGGUACACACCCCUGCUGAAGUCGCCGCCACCAGCGAAGAAGAAGCAGUAGCUUAUUAGCCCCAAGAUGCUGCGUUUGGCCUCAUGCGUCGCUUUCCUCAUGUGGCGAUUGUGACACGUCAUUAGUUAUGGGGUCGCGCUCGUGUCAAUGGAUAGGAUGGCCAACCACUGAUGGGAGGCCGAGUUUGGUCCCGGCGAUUCAGGGAUGAUGAACGGAAGAUUGCGUUGGUUACAAGAGGGACUUGCUGACGCGAGUCGCGAGCGAUAUCUGCUCUGGACCUCAGGGACGUGCCACCUGCAACGCCGACGGGUGGCACGUCCCUGAGGAAGCAUGAGUAAUGGGCCUUUCUGUGCUGGCUCACACCAGCGCGCGCGUUAAAGUAUCUGCCUGUUGUUGCCUGAGUUGCAUGUUGUUCAUGCCGAGUAAGCCUGACUGGCUUUGGGGGCUGAGCCCCCGAGCGAAUUAAUCCAGGGGGCGGCGAAGUCCCCCAGGAUCACCCAUGUCCGUGGCUACGUGCGUGCGUGCGUGCGUGCUUGCCUGUGUUUGCAUGAAGUAUCAUACUGGCGCAAACCGCGAUUGCCACGUAUUGAUUCUUGCUACUGAUAGGGAGAGCCACCCUGCCACCGUUCUUGUCAGUCGCCAUCUCUAACAGCACGGUGCUUUCACCGGGGUUGUUACACAUGCCUAGAUCGGGGUCGGAAAGCUGCAGCCUGCAGGUGCUACAGCCUGCGCGAGGCGAAAGCGUGCAUGCGCGGUACCUGCGCCAUGCUUGUAUGCAGCUAGUGUUAGUAGUUGUGUUUCGCUAGCGUAGCAUGCCUGUGGAUGCUGAUUGCGGUGCAUCAGGGUGCAUGGCCGGGUGAAGGCAUCCGUGCACAUUCAGCGUUGCGAUUUUUGUGCAGGCGAAACAGAUAGUUGCGUGUCGAGUAGCUGCAUAUGCUGCGUGUGAAUGCCUUAGGUGCUUUUCCGUUCAGAUGCGUACGAGCGUUGAGUGCUUUAGCCAUGUUCUGCUCACGGAUUCGUUGCGGCGGGAUAUGCAUGCUGCAGCUUAGCCGGGCUGGGCUUGUAGGCCAGGCGCGCCUCGUGGUACAUCGGGGGGGCGCAGGUCAGGCCGAGCCUUCCUUCUCUUCCACGUCAAAAAGGUCGGAUUAUCCUUGUGCGUGCGUGUGUGCGGGCCUCAAGGGGAUAUGCAAAAGAUGUGGUGCAAGGGACGUCGCGAGCUGCAGUUUUGUUGCUUCUGACAUCAUUGCAGUGGCUGAGUUGCACACGUUGCGAAUGCCGGAGCAGCCAGCGUUCGGAAGAGAGCGGGACACACACACUCCAGUCACUGGUACGAGGCACAAUCUGCCCGUUGUGUUACAGAGUCAGAAGACAAGGAAGCCCACUGUGCGUGUGGCGGGCACAUCCCUGCUGAGCUCGCGCGGACUGGCACGCGGCCACGCAGGUGAUGUAAGAGGAUGUGUCU
Chlamydomonas reinhardtii is the source of this 7454-nucleotide messenger RNA. RefSeq lists its product as uncharacterized. The coding region runs from base 242 to 6043 and encodes 1933 amino acids. The transcript is spliced from 20 exons. Lineage: Eukaryota; Viridiplantae; Chlorophyta; Chlorophyceae; Chlamydomonadales; Chlamydomonadaceae. The record is from RefSeq and is a predicted model, not a curated record. Gene Ontology annotation, molecular function: N-acetylglucosamine-6-sulfatase activity; glycosaminoglycan binding.